UCAUCCCGCGCCGGUGCGCACGGGGCUGGGAGCUCCUGAUGCUCGUGGCCACCUUGGGUUCGGGGUUCUGCGCGGGCUAGGGGAGGGUCCCCCUUCUUAGUCGCCGCUAUGCAGGUCUCCAGCCUCAACGAGGUGAAGAUUUACAGUCUCAGCUGCGGCAAGUCCCUUCCUGAGUGGCUUUCUGAUAGGAAGAAAAGAGCCCUACAGAAGAAAGAUGUUGAUGUCCGCAGGAGAAUUGAACUUAUUCAGGAUUUUGAAAUGCCUACUGUUUCCACCACUAUCAAAGUCUCAAAAGAUGGACAGUAUAUCUUAGCUACUGGAACAUAUAAACCUCGAGUUCGAUGUUAUGACACCUACCAGUUAUCCCUGAAGUUCGAAAGAUGUUUAGAUUCAGAAGUCAUCACCUUUGAAAUGCUGUCUGAUGACUACUCAAAGAUUGUCUUCUUACACAAUGAUAGAUAUAUUGAAUUCCAUUCACAAUCAGGCUUUUAUUACAAAACCAGAAUACCAAAGUUUGGGAGAGAUUUCUCUUACCAUUAUCCGUCCUGUGACUUGUAUUUUGUUGGUGCAAGCUCUGAAGUUUAUAGGCUAAACUUAGAACAAGGGCGCUACCUGAAUCCUCUGCAAACCAAUGCUGCGGAGAAUAAUGUGUGUGACAUAAAUUCAGCACAUGGGUUGUUUGCCACAGGAACAAUUGAGGGCCGAGUGGAAUGCUGGGACCCAAGAACGCGAGGCAGAGUGGGCCUGUUAGAUUGUGCUUUGAGUAGUGUCACAGCGGAUUCAGAGAUUAACAGUUUACCAACGAUUUCUGCUCUGAAAUUUAAUGGUGCCUUGACCAUGGCGGUUGGAACAUCUACGGGGCAGGUUUUAUUAUAUGAUCUUCGUUCCGAUAAACCUUUGAUAGUUAAGGAUCACCAGUAUGGACUGCCCAUUAAGUCCAUUUAUUUUCAGGAUUCAUUGGAUUUGAUUUUGUCUGCAGACUCUCGAAUUAUCAAAAUGUGGAAUAAGCACUCAGGGAAGAUAUUCACUUCCUUGGAACCAGAACAUGACAUUAAUGAUGUCUGCCUCUAUCCUAACUCAGGGAUGCUUCUUACUGCCAACGAAACCCCCAAGAUGGGCAUCUAUUACAUUCCGGUUCUGGGGCCUGCCCCAAGGUGGUGCUCCUUCUUAGACAACCUGACAGAGGAACUGGAAGAGAACCCAGAGAGCACAGUCUAUGACGAUUACAAAUUCGUCACCAAGAAGGACCUUGAAAACCUAGGACUCACACAUCUCAUUGGCUCACCGUUUCUUCGGGCAUAUAUGCACGGAUUUUUCAUGGAUAUCAGACUCUAUCACAAGGUGAAAUUGAUGGUAAAUCCAUUUGCUUACGAAGAAUACAGGAAAGACAGAAUCCGACAGAAAAUAGAAGAAACUCGUGCACAGAGAGUGCAGCUAAAGAAAUUGCCAAAAGUUAAUAAGGAGCUGGCACUUAAAUUAAUCGAGGAAGAGGAAGAGAAGCAAAAAGCUACAUGGAAAAAAAAAGUUAAGAGUCUCCCCAAUAUUCUCACCGACGAUCGGUUUAAAGUUAUGUUUGAGAAUCCUGACUUCCAAGUAGAUGAACAAAGUGAAGAAUUUAGACUUUUGAACCCACUUGUUUCAAAAAUUAGCGAGAAAAGGAAGAAGAAACUGCGACUCUUGGAGCAACAAGAGCUUCAUGAAAAGGAAGAGGAAGAAGAACUGGAAGGAAAAGCAAGUGAUGCAGAAAGUUCUGAGAGUUCUGAUGAUGAAAAAGAGUGGGUUGAAGAAGUCAGGAAACAGCGGAGACUCCUCCAACAGGAGGAAAGAGCGAAGAGGCAGGAACAGCGCAGGGAGGAUCAGCAGACAGUCCUCAAGCCGCAGUUCUACGAGAUCAAAGCAGGAGAAGAAUUUAGGAGCUUCAAAGAUUCAGCCACGAAGCAGAAGCUGAUGAACAAAACCCUUGAAGAGCGUGUGAAACGGGAAGCCAAAAAUGCACCUUUGAACGUGUCAGACACUACAGUUGGCAGCAAACAGUUAACAUUUACAUUAAAGAAGUCUGAGCAGCAGAAGCAGCAGCAGGAGGCCGAGAAACUGCACCGCCAGGAGCGGAAGACGCUACGACGUUCAGCCGGUCACCUGAGGUCCAAAUCUCGGAGAGGGCGGCCAUUUCGCUGAGCUGGCAUGAGGGGCACCCCAACGGGCAGUGCUUUCCCUGGAAGAGCCUUGCACACCCCCAUGGAGCACAUACACAGAUCUUGAGAUGUUUGCACGGGCAGGGAGCCGGCAACUACCCUGGGCAGGCCUGGAAACAGAACUACACCCAAUUGUCCUGUGUCCCCCAGAGACAAGGCAACAGCUUAGUCAG
This is a messenger RNA of Suncus etruscus (white-toothed pygmy shrew), 2365 nucleotides long. RefSeq names its product nucleolar protein 10 (gene NOL10). Gene Ontology annotation, biological process: maturation of SSU-rRNA from tricistronic rRNA transcript (SSU-rRNA, 5.8S rRNA, LSU-rRNA). Gene Ontology annotation, molecular function: protein binding. The record is from RefSeq and is a predicted model, not a curated record. Lineage: Eukaryota; Metazoa; Chordata; Mammalia; Eulipotyphla; Soricidae. Gene Ontology annotation, cellular component: nucleolus; nucleus; 90S preribosome. The coding region runs from base 109 to 2175 and encodes 688 amino acids. The transcript has 21 exons.